GAAGAAGAAGAAGGUGUGUCCUCGAGCUUCUAAGUAUAACACCAGUGGAAACUCCUUACUCCGGAAGGAAAAGAGAGAGAGAGAGAGCAGUGUUUUUGAAGUGAAACCCAACACAUUUCAGAUGAGGAUGACCGUCAGACUGUACCUUCUCACUCUCUCUGUUAUUUCUGGCCUGCUGAGCUGCUAUGGCUUCAGAAUUUGUGCCUUUAAUAUUAAGAGUUUUGGUGAUUCAAAAUCAGCCAAUGCCAACAUCUUGAAUUCUGUAUCACGGAUUGUAUCUCGCUGUGACAUAUGUUUGCUCCAGGAGGUCAGAGAUCAGAAAAACAAAGCUGUCCCUCGACUGCUUGAAGCACUUAACAGACUUAAUGAUAAUGAUUAUGCCUAUGUGGCAAGUGAACGUCUCGGGAGAACGCAAACCUAUCAGGAGCAGUACGUUUUUGUUUAUAGAAAAAGCAAAGUGAAGCUGAUAAACCAGUAUCAGUAUCCAGAUACACAAAAAGGGGAUGAAGAUGCUUUCUCCAGAGAACCUUUUGUGGUACAUUUUCAAGCCCCUAAAACAGUGGUCAAGGAGUUUGUCUUGAUCCCUCAGCAUACUACUCCCUCAAACGCCACCAAAGAGAUUGAUGAACUCUAUGAUGUCUUUGUGGACAUUAGAGCACGCUGGAAAAUUGAGAAUGUGAUGUUUCUUGGAGACUUCAAUGCAGCUUGUGGUUAUGUGGCUAAAAAGAACCGUAAGAACGUCAGACUUUUCUCUGACCCAUCUUUCAUCUGGCUGAUUCAGGAUAAUGUGGACACCACAGUGAAAGAGUCGACUGACUGUGCAUAUGACCGAAUUGUUGUGCACGGAGAGCCAUUUCUCAGAAUGAUUGAACCGUUAUCAGCUCAGCCGUUCAAUUUUCCCAAGGAACUCCACCUUACAGAGGCAGAGGCUCUAGAAGUGAGUGAUCACUACCCCAUUGAAGUGCUACUCAAAACUGAGAAGUCUGGGUUCCUCUCAAGAAACAGCAAAGCUUCGUGUCUUCUGCCUACAACAUUCAUUCUGAUCAUUUUACCGCUACUGCAAUCGAUCAUAUGAACCAAAAGUGGAUUAUUCAUCACCUGAAGUGGAAUUUUACUUUGCUGUUACACAGCUGUUAUAUACUUGAACCCUUACAUGUCUGCAGAAUGUGCUGGAACAUUGUUUAAUACCUUUUAUAAUAUCUCUUUUUGAUAAAUAGGAAAAAAAAAAUACUAAUACAAGUAAAAUGUGUUUUGUAGGUUACUGAGAAAUAUUCCAUAAUAAAAGAAAUUUUUUGACUGGGA
Messenger RNA from Puntigrus tetrazona (Sumatra barb), 1302 nucleotides. RefSeq names its product deoxyribonuclease I-like 1 (gene dnase1l1). Gene Ontology annotation, biological process: DNA catabolic process. The coding region runs from base 122 to 1075 and encodes 317 amino acids. The transcript is spliced from 9 exons. Gene Ontology annotation, molecular function: DNA nuclease activity. Lineage: Eukaryota; Metazoa; Chordata; Actinopteri; Cypriniformes; Cyprinidae. The record is from RefSeq and is a predicted model, not a curated record. Gene Ontology annotation, cellular component: nucleus.